Messenger RNA from Paramecium tetraurelia, 1680 nucleotides. RefSeq lists its product as uncharacterized. The transcript has 4 exons. The record is from RefSeq and is a predicted model, not a curated record. Gene Ontology annotation, biological process: protein phosphorylation. Lineage: Eukaryota; Ciliophora; Oligohymenophorea; Peniculida; Parameciidae. Gene Ontology annotation, molecular function: ATP binding; protein kinase activity.
AUGAUAUUUAGUAAGGGUCAAGUGGAGAAUUAAGAAUUUUGGAACAAAACUGACAUUCCUACAUUUGAUUAAGAGGAUUUUUAAAAUAUUUAAGUGCUAAUGGGUAACUUUACGAAAGUUGGAAAGACUUUUAAAUAAAGAUGCGUCAGAACUUACUUUUUGGUCAAGCAAUUUCUACUCUAUUCUGAUGUAGGUAAAGGUAAUCGGAUUAAGGGAUUCGUGCAGCUAGACACAGUGUAUUGUUAAUUUCAUCAGUUUGAAUAAGGGUUGGAAAUAUCAUUAAUAAAUAAUGGUUAUUAAAUACAUCUAUAUACACACGAACUAUAGCAAUAUAAUAUAUGGGUGGAAGCAUUAUCUAACUGUUGUAUCCUAAGUGAUUUUGAUAAAACAUAUAAACUAGGAGCUUAGAUAGGUUAGGGAAGCUUCUCAACAGUUCAUUAAUGCUAAAAUAAAGAAGGGGAGAUUUUUGCUGUAAAAAUCAUCAAAAAACAAACAAUUAAAUAAAUUAACAAAAAUAAGAAUUACGAAGAAUAGUUAUUAAAUGAAAUAUAAGCUUUGCGCAUGUUUAAUCAUCCAAAUAUCUUAAAAUUAUUUAGGGUCUAUGAAAAUUAAUCAAAUAUAUAUUUGUUAACUGAAUAUAUAAAUGGUCCUGAAUUAGUAUCAUAGCAAUCAUCCAAGAAAAUUUACUCAUAAGAGGAUCUAAGAAUAAUGAUUUUUAAAAUACUCAGUGCGAUAGAGUAGAUUCAUUAAUAAAAAGUUAUGCAUAGAGAUAUUAAACCAUAGAACAUUUUACUUAGUGGGAAUGACAUAUAGAAACCUGUUAUUAUUGAUUUUGGAUUAGCAGCUUUUACUUGCUAAAAACAAAUACCAUUUCCCUAAUGUGGAAGUCCAGGAUAUUCUGCUCCUGAAGUAUUAAAAUAUGAAGAAUCUAAGAAAACUUAUAAUUAACAAUGUGAUAUUUUUAGUAUUGGAAUAACAUUAUUUGUUAUAUUAUAUGGAUAUAAUCCAUUUAAAUAAAAUGAUUUAAAAUCAACUAUCAAGAAAAACACAGAGGCUUAUUUUGAAAUACCUGCAUCCAAAUAUCCAAAAACAUAGAAUUUGAUUUGUUAAAUGACAAAGAAAUAUCCAAAGGACAGAAUAACGAUAAGUGAAGCUUUAAAUCAUUCAUUUUUUAAAACGCCCUUUUUUUGUUAAAUAUCAUUACCCAAAUAAAUUGUAUCAAAACAAUAUCACGAUAUUAAUGCAAAAGGUGAAACACAUGUGCAUAUGCAUGCCAGUAUGGAAAUGGAUUAAGGAAUUCAUUAUGUUAGUUAAGCAAAUACAUAAACUACUCCUUAAAAUUUUGGUAAUAAAAACAGAACAAUUUCAAUUUUGAGUGUUCCUAUCAGUCGAAAAAGUUAAGAAUGUUUAAAACAAUAAGAAAUCAGUUCUUUUUCUAAAGCAUCAAACGAAAAAGAACAGAACUAGGUUGAUAAAUAUGGUAUUCGUCUUCCAUCUAAAACUUUGCCUUAACAAAAAAAUCAGUAAUAUGAAUUUGAAGACGAAUACCAACUUAACAACUAUGAACAUGAUAAUAAUUUCGUUGAUCAAGAGCAUUUACAUAAACUCAACUUCUCGAUUAAUUCAAAAUUAUUCUAAACAUCUAAACUUAAUAUCCAUAAAAAUGAUAAUUGUUUAUGA